This is a messenger RNA of Coccidioides immitis RS, 456 nucleotides long. RefSeq lists its product as uncharacterized. The transcript is spliced from 4 exons. The record is from RefSeq and is a predicted model, not a curated record. The coding region runs from base 1 to 456 and encodes 151 amino acids. Lineage: Eukaryota; Fungi; Ascomycota; Eurotiomycetes; Onygenales; Onygenaceae.
AUGGAUGGUUGCGUUGGGAAUGGCAAGAAAAGCUGGAUGGAAACGGGAUAUAACCUAAUUCGGAGAAAAUCCCUGAACAUCACAUCCCCUUCGCAUCAAUACGGGGUACACAUUCCCGUAGAUACGAAAGUGGCAGAAAGUGGGUUGGGGAGAGUUCCGCCAGCCAUGCGCCUAAAAGGCAGGUGGAUCGGUAUCAAUACCACGUCAUUACGAAGCCCUGGCCUGGCUGUCAAACGACGACCAUCAUCCAAAGCUGCAAAAGUCGAUGUCUGGAUAGAGCCAAAGAGGUCCUCUUGUGCCCACAAAUUGCCACUUGGUCCGCUAUUCUGCUUCCUCGGUUUGCCGCUACUGCCUAACCCCAAAAUCCACUUCAGUGACGGUAAAUCCGGCCUGUACCGGCUCCCAAGUUUCCCAGUCCCAAGAACUCUGUACCAAAGAGACCCGGUGUCAACCUGA